Molecule: messenger RNA, 1548 nt
Organism: Darwinula stevensoni
Lineage: Eukaryota; Metazoa; Arthropoda; Ostracoda; Podocopida; Darwinulidae
Source: the annotation of a GenBank genome assembly
AUGGAACCGUUCGCAUACCUUUGCCUCGCCUUCGCCUUCUUGCUGCCUCUGGUAGCCGGACAGGGCAAAUGCCCCGAGGCGGAUGAGAUCAGGCCCUGCACGUGCGGCAGCCACGAUCCGGAUAUAGGGUUCCACCAACCGGAUUUGGAUUGUUCGAAGGCCAGGACGAGUGGGGCGAUCUCCUCGGUUUUAAGGAAGAAUUCUUGGCCGACCACUCUCUUCUGGGAAUUCAGGCUACAAGACAACGAAAAUGUGGAAAAGCUUCCAAGGGGAGUCUCAGGGAUCCUCUCAUUCCAAUCCAUCAGAAUCAAGAACACCAGCGUAGAAACCGUCCAUCCGUCCUUCAUCCUCCAGUCGAACGACCGACUCUUGGUGCUGGAAAUCCAGAACAGUCGCCUGAAGGCGUUUCCAUCCCACAUCCUCCACCAACUGCCCAACCUCCUGACGCUCAACCUCCGGAACAACUCCCUGACCGACCUCCCGGCUCUUCAGAGCGCAAGCCUCAGAGUGCUCCAUCUCCAGUUCAAUAACAUCACGAGAGUCGAGGCGGACGGAUGGGACACUCCCAACUUGAGGGUGUUUGACAUCUCCGCGAAUCCCUCAUUGGAAGUCCCGCCUGGAGUGCUGAAGACGAUGGAGACGCUGGAGCGCUUUUGGUGUCCAAGGUGCAAUCUGGGACCCACACUCUCGACAGGAGCGCUUCAAUUCAACAGCAAGGCCUUAAAGACGGUGGGACUGAGCGAAAACGAAAUCGCAAGAAUGGAGCCAGACGCCCUCACAGAAAAUCCCAUCGAGUGUGAUUGUGCUUUGGAUUGGCUUAUUUCGGACUCGAAGAUCCUUAAGAGUGUUCGUGGAACCUGUGUUGAUGGAACAGAUUUUGGAAGCCUGGCUUUGAAUUGUCGCACCUGUCCUUUUGAGUGCGUCAGCCGCGAAGAAGCGUCUUCCUGCGAGCCAGGAACAGCGAUCACCGCGAACGUGGGCAACUGCCAGUCCAGCGAACUCUGCUGCCAGCGGAUGGCGCCAGAAGCGAAUACCACGUCCUCCCCAGCGCCCGUGGUGAAAGCCGAGUGCACAGCCGAUUACCCAAGAAUCGAAAACGCGAAGGAGUCUUUUGAGGGUUGGACGGGCGAGGAUCCAGCACCAGAAGGUGCGAAGGUGCUCUUCACGUGCGAGCAGGGUUUCGCCGAUGGAUCCGCCACGCACACGGCCACCUGUUCUCCCAGCUCGCCGGAUGCCUGGAGCGCGACAUUCAAGGAAGACGAGCGGACCACCCUUUGUCCACCCUCACGUGGAGCGGCGUCGACAGAUUAUCCGGAAUGCCGGUCGACAGAGAAGGGAAGGGAAUACGUCGGCACAAAGAACAAGACAGAAACCGGGAAGGAGUGCCUGAGAUGGGACAGCAAGCCAUACGGAACACCAAAGGAUUUUUCUCCCAUAGAGGACUACGAAGGACACUUCCCGAACCGGGAUAGGACCAGCGUGCUCUUGAAGACGGCCUUGGGCAGGCCCUUCCUCGCCGGGACCACGAAGCAGAGGCUGGCCUUCUAG